AUGGCCGGUCUAGCUUUUCUCAAGCCACGCUGCGGGACGCCUAGCGUCCUCAACUGUCUCGAAAAUGUUCAAAGACGAUGGGCUCAAGUUCAUGAUACGCGCUUCCGAUUUCUGGCCACGCAAGGGGACAGCUUUCUCGACAGGUACAAGGAAAAACUCGCAAGGAAAGCCCAAUUAGAAGGCAUCGAAAAUUUAAAAGAGUUACGUGAAGCAUACAAGGAAAAAAUAAACGCGCUGAGAAACAAAGCCACAGCCGGAAUCCUUUCAGAACCAAAGUCUUCACCCAGCCUAGACUCGAUUGACUCCAAUUUGCCCCUGGAAUCCUCACCAUCAGCUGCAUCGAAAGUGCUUGGGAGCAGCUCGUGCUCUUCGAAAACAGGCAUCAGGACUCUAUCAUCUUAUAUCAACAUCGAGAAAGCCCGCUUGCUCCCACUGAAAGAACUCGAGUCGAUUUGGAGAUUACGCCAUGCUCACAACGCACAAUCCCUUUGUGGUGUAAUUCCGCUCAGUCUCUACAACACGAUACAAAAUACGGCCAAGAAAAAUCCACAAUUUAUAUUACCCGUACCGCGCGAGGGAAAGGGUGCAGAGAUACAUUUCAUGCAAUGGACGUUUCCCGAAGAAAAUAUCUCUACCGUCAUAUUUACUCAGCUUUGUGAGUACAAACUGAAGGGCGAAUUCAGUCAACCGCACACCACAAUCACACAUCACCUUGAAAUGUCCGAGGAAAAAGGCGUCGUACUUUUACGAGGCGAAAUUGUCAGUGGAAGAGGGGUUAGUGUCGACGAGGCAAAAUGGCUGCUGCUUUGCCUCCAACGAUUUUAUGGGGGCCUCGGAGACUCAGAAGUGGCCGCCAAGAGAAAGCGCUUAGUCGAGAUGUUCGGGAGGGGUGAUGGAGAAUUUCGAGUAGAAGAUCUCGUUGAAGAAGCCGAAAAAUUGAUAUAA
Messenger RNA from Blumeria graminis f. sp. triticale, 945 nucleotides. Lineage: Eukaryota; Fungi; Ascomycota; Leotiomycetes; Helotiales; Erysiphaceae. The record is from the annotation of a GenBank genome assembly.